UAUAGGCAUAGAACAGAUUAUUUGCUUUAAAAUGUUUGGUGUCUCGAAAAUGGAUAGCUAUGAUAUUCGUCUCGCCAUCGCCUCCGAUGUAUCCGGUCUCUAUGACUUACUCCAGGAGUAUGUUGUCGAACAAAAACUUGAGGAGGAAUUCAAGAAUUCACGAACUAGUUUUGAGGAACACUUCAACCAAAUACUAUUCAAAGCGCUUGUCAUCGAGGUUGAGGAUGAAACAGAGAACCAGAGGCAGAUCAUUGGAUGUAUUUUCUUUUCCUUCUUUUAUGAAUACAUCGUAGGUGAAACGACUUUCCCUCACUGCUGCUAUAUCAAGCCAGCUUUUAGAAACCGUGGACUUGAGCAGAAAUUGAUCCAGCAUACCAAGAAGGUGUCUCGAGAUGCAGAUACUGACAACGUGUUGACUGUUUUGACACCACUGAACGCCUCAGCCUUAGAACAGGAAGAUAUGAUCAAUCUAACCAGUAGUCUUGGGAUAGAGGUCUGGAUCAUGCCAAAUCCACCUUCAACAUCCACUCAAAAGCGUGACGAUUAUAUAAUCCGUGACGGCACAGAACAAGAUCUAAGCAAUGUUUAUCAUCUCCUCGAAAAGUUGAUUGAGAUGGAGAAUCUUAAUGCUCAUUUCAAAGUCAGCAAAGAAGAAUUCGAACGCGACGGUUCAGUCAACAAAGCACUGUACGGGUCCGUCAUCGUGGAACAUCGACAUCGUGUCGAAGACCAGGAUGAAGAGAGCGAAGUCGUCCAUGACAUCGUGGGUUGUAUGAUCUAUUCUAAGAUGUACUAUGCUCUGAUAGGGCGGACAUAUCUCUUGCAAGGCCUUUAUCUCAAGCCGGCGCAGAAGGGCAAAGGUUUAGGCAAGGCUUUACUCCGUGCAACACUACAGGCUUGCAAGAAACGCAGCGGUGACGGCUUUAUAAUCAUGAUAGACAAUGAGAAUAAGACCUCCCAAUCACUCUUCCGAUCAUUACACGCUAUCAACUUGACACAAUCAACACACAUUGAAUGGAUUCAAGUAAUAUUAUAAGAAAUACGGAUUGUAAAAUGAUUUAGAAAUUGUCUGAAAUAAACUAUUUACCGUACGUCUUGUUUAUAAAUCAGCCUGAGAUAUUAUUAUUUUAUUAAUUUUUUAAUUUAUUUAUUUAAAAUGGUUUAUUUCAUUAAAAAAACAUUC
Molecule: messenger RNA, 1183 nt
Organism: Strongylocentrotus purpuratus (purple sea urchin)
Lineage: Eukaryota; Metazoa; Echinodermata; Echinoidea; Camarodonta; Strongylocentrotidae
Exons: 8
Coding region: 32-1036 (334 amino acids)
Molecular function (GO): N-acetyltransferase activity
Source: RefSeq, a predicted model, not a curated record